GAAAUGCCGUCUCCUUCCGCGACAAAAAUGUUCAUCGACACACAAACCGCACAACGGACCCUCGGUCCCAACCUUCAAGUUACGGGAGCUGCGGGUUAUUCAGCCAACGAAUCGCCUUUACUGGAAACUUUUGUCGGCCAAGAUGCUCCCCCACCUAGCUAUCUGGAAGCCACAACACCAUUGCCCUGGGCAGGCCGCCCAGGAGGAGACGAAGGUGCGAGACUUCUUGAAGAUGGAAACAGAGUGCCAGUGACUCCUAUGCGGGAAGAGUACAAAGAUGGAAAGUACAGAAGAAAAGGAUUUGUCGACUGGUUCACCAGGAGAAGGAUCACGAGGGGUCUGCUAGUGAUUGCUGCAAUCAUCUUGAUUGGAGGGAUUUUUGCAGCUUUUGCAGGAAGGGGAAAAACAAACCAAACUGCAACCAUUCCCGCGCAACCCGCCGCCUCAAGUAUUCCCAUCACCAGUCCUCCAAAGACUGACGGCAAGCAAUCUUUCCCCAUUCGCUGGCCUUCGCGCUGCGGCAAGAACAACUACAACGUAAAUACGCAAGAAUUCGACUUUGGAGCCGCGCCCUCCCUUUCCAUCGUGGAAGCCAUCCACCAACUCGAUGGCCCCUAUAAGCGUGUCUCAGGCUGGAUACACGUUGCACCCGCCCCAGCUGAUCAAGCUGCAGGCACAAUCCAGGCUAAACUCUCCUAUGCAGUAUCGAAGACCGUCGACGUAGCCAGCGUCAAGUACGCAUACACUGCCGACAGCCUAACAAUUGGCGACCCCACAUUUCCAGAUGGCUUCGACGGCAUCCACAAGAAAGGCAGCGCGUGCUUGGGCAUCUCUGUAACGCUCUACGUCGCCCCCGGUGCCAGCAUCGACAACCUCAAUAUCCAAUCCACCCACCUCGGCAUGCAAGUCCACAACGGCGUCAACUUUGCCGUCACGAACACAACCGCAAUCUCCCUCACCACCGGCACCCUCGACUCCGUCUCCUUCAACUCGCGCGAAACCCACCUCCGCACCAUCUCGGGCUCCAUCUCAGGCAAAUACUCCCUCUUCGACCUCAUCAAAAUCGACACAAAAUCCGGCUCGGUCAACGUAAACAUCGAGCCCAAAGACGCAGUCGAAGGCUCCUCACCAUCGGCAGUCUUCUCCGCGAGCUCGCUCUCCGGCACGAUCCGCGCAGACUUUAUGCGCAAACGCAUCCCCGCCCGUGACUACCAAGUCAACAUCAGCGCCACAGUCGGAUCCGUAGAAGGAACCUUCAUCCACGGCUCCACGACCACCCUGCGCACCAUCGAAGGCCAGAUCAACGCAGACCUCCUCCCGUACAACCCCAACGGCGCAGACGAGUCGUCGACGCUAACAACGUCCACCACAGAUGGCCAGACUAUGAUCAAGCUCCGCGCGCCGUAUAAAUCGUCGCCAGAGUCUGCCACGUCCAUGACGAAGCUCGUCUCGAACCACAAAAGCAUCAGCGGCGUGAUGGAUCUUACGUACCCGCAAGCUUGGCAAGGGAGGCUCGAGGGCCAGAGUUUCAAUGGCACCGUGCAUUUGCAGGGCGAAGAUCUCGAGUUGACCAAGCAGGAGGAGCUGGAGGGGUUCAACCGCGUGGAAGCUAAGAAAGGGGAGGGGGCGAGCACGUUGGUGUUUGGGACUGUUAGUGGGGGUUGUGAGGUUAAAGUCGGGAACUUGGGUUAAGUUCACACAGGUAUCAAAGGGAUCUGAAUGGCAGGUUCUGUUGGAGUUGGUGUGCUGGUGUGUUGUGUUCCGAGGUGGGAGUUUGGGUCGCGAGGCAGGAUGCGAUGGGGUGGAGGUGUUAACGUUUUUUCCUUUUCGCUGAUCUGGCUUUGAUCACGUAUUAUACCAUAGAGUCGCUUAAAUGAUCGACUGAAUUCUUGUUCUAUUAUGCUCAAUAUCUUUGUGUUUAUAUAAGUGAUGGGAACAUUAAAUCGUGUUUAUACUACUCGUCCAGGGCGAAGUGGGAUGGCCAUCGAUUCCAAUUCCUGUAAACAUGAUGUCUGAGAAAAGAGGACGGCGGGAUAGUCCGUGUGCUUUCCCACCCACGACAUGAUAUCAUCAAUUCACUCCCCUUCGUACAUUUGAUUUGCACCCAGUGGGCGAUUUACCUCGGAGUGUAAAAUUCUGACGAUUAAAAAGCUGCCCAAACUAACAUCUAGCUACCCAGGACAUCGCAGGUCUGCUCAAUAUAAUCCCCUAUCCGCCCUGAUCCGAUGACGAAGCACUCGUUCCUAAUUGGAAACUAAGAUAUACCAGCCUAUCCCUGCACCACUAACCCCUCGGUGCGACGCGGACGAUCGCACAGUCACCAUCCAGGCAUCUAGCCACGAACGAAGCACCGUUCGCUGGCUGCUGGUGAGGCGUAGGGCUGUGUUUUAAUUUUCACGGGUGAAUUUCGGUGGAGCUGUUCCCAGGAGGAGGGAAGAUUCUCGGGCUUCUUUCGUCCUGGUGGCUGUUUUUGGUAGAAUUGAAGUGUCAACCGCGUCACUUUUGGACUGUGUACACGUGGUAAAUUCCUUCCCAUAUUUGUGCGGUUUGCACCAGGUCUAUCCUUUCUGGAUACCGGGUGAGUCGCUGAG
Messenger RNA from Periconia digitata, 2591 nucleotides. Lineage: Eukaryota; Fungi; Ascomycota; Dothideomycetes; Pleosporales; Periconiaceae. The record is from the annotation of a GenBank genome assembly.